AUGGUCAAACAAGGAUAUAAGGUAAUGAAAGUACGUAGCAUAGAGGACAGACAACUGGAGGCUUUGAAAAAGGCGGCACUGAAGGCGUGCGAGCUCUCCUACAGCCCCUACUCUCACUUUCGUGUAGGUUGUUCCAUAUUAACAAAUGACGACGUUAUCUUCACGGGCGCUAAUGUAGAGAAUGCAAGCUACAGUAAUUGUAUAUGUGCAGAACGAUCUGCUAUGAUACAAGCCGUGAUGGCAGGUUACCGCUCGGGAUGGAAAUGCAUGGUCAUAUGUGGCGAUUCUAAGGAUGAGUGCGUGUCUCCUUGCGGUGUUUGCAGACAAUUUAUCAAUGAAUUUGUGAUCAAGGACUUUCCAAUCGUUAUGCUCAACUCGACAGGUUCCCGUUCUGAAGUCAUGACCAUGGGGGAGCUGCUGCCCAUGGCUUUUGGUCCCUCCCAUUUAAGCUAG
Messenger RNA from Saccharomyces paradoxus, 453 nucleotides. It is a transcript of the gene CDD1, whose product is annotated as cytidine deaminase. Gene Ontology annotation, cellular component: cytosol. NCBI's taxonomy places the organism in Eukaryota, Fungi, Ascomycota, Saccharomycetes, Saccharomycetales, Saccharomycetaceae. The coding region runs from base 1 to 453 and encodes 150 amino acids. Gene Ontology annotation, molecular function: cytidine deaminase activity; zinc ion binding. The transcript has a single exon. The record is from RefSeq and is a predicted model, not a curated record.